Molecule: messenger RNA, 437 nt
Organism: Brassicogethes aeneus
Lineage: Eukaryota; Metazoa; Arthropoda; Insecta; Coleoptera; Nitidulidae
Source: the annotation of a GenBank genome assembly
GCAAAAAUGAAGAUUUUAGUGCUACUUUGUUUUGUUGUUGUUGGUGUAGUAACUGGAAAGGGAAAAAUCAAUGAAGAAGACAUGGCAAAAUUGUUAAAAUUGUCUGAAGAAUGUAAGAAAGAAACCGGCAUUGAUGAAACAAUUAGUAAAAAAGCCAGAAUGGGCGAAUUUGUGGAGGAUGCAAAAUUAAAAGAACAAAUUUUUUGUGUCAACAAAAAAUCUAAAAUCCAGGACGAAAGUGGAAAAUUUUUGAUCGAGAACAUAAAAAGUUAUAUAAAUAAAUAUACAAACAGUAUGGACAAAACGAAUGAAAUAGUUGAAAAGUGUUUUAAGGAAAAGGAUACAGCACAACAAUCUGCAUUUGAAGCUGCUAAAUGCAUGCACCCUAUGGUUGCAUAAAUACCUAACAUAUAACAAUAUAUUUUAAUAUCGUUGAA